Messenger RNA from Punica granatum (pomegranate), 957 nucleotides. The record is from RefSeq and is a predicted model, not a curated record. NCBI's taxonomy places the organism in Eukaryota, Viridiplantae, Streptophyta, Magnoliopsida, Myrtales, Lythraceae.
GGCGAGGGAGCAUUGAAGAGGGGAGAGGAUAGAGAGGCAGAGGAUCAGAGCCGCCAGAUUCAUUGCUCCUCCGGCUCCUCACGGCGGCUCUACGUGCGUCAAUGGAGUGUCAGUUUCGUAAUUUGGUGGCUACUUCAGGUCGCGCAAUGGAAAUGAGACGAAAACCGACUUCAAGGUGCAUUUCUGGCAUUGGCAUAAACUUCAGUGUAUGAAAUGAUUCCACCCCUGAACAUGGGGGUGCAAAGUGAAAUUUCCCAAGAGAGAAGCGUUAUCUGGUUCAGCUAAGAAGUGGAUGAGGCAGGAGAUCAAAUGUUCAUUGCUCCCCUCAAUCUUCGCUGCCAUGGCGGUGGUGAUGAGAGUGAACGUUCCGCCAUUAAAGCAGCUCAGCAUCCGGCGAAGUUCUCCGAUGCUGCCACGGGUUUCACAUCAGAAGCCUCACUUGUCGCUGAAGCCACUCUGCUGCAGCUCCACAUUUCAAGAACAGGGUUGGUCUUUGUUUCUGGUUAUUCGGUUGGGAGAAGACUGAGCCAGGAAUCACGUGUGAACCUUGCAAUGGCAAAGGGUGGUUGGUCUGCGACUUCUGUAAGGGACAGAAGACCAACAUCAAAGCCGAGAACAAGCGAAUCUACCGCCGGUGUCCUUCCUGCAGAGCGAUCGGUUAUGUCCUGUGUACAAGCUGCAAGGUGUUCAAAUGUGUCACAUUCCCGAACUAUGAAGACGGAGCAGAGCUAUCGCUCUGAAUGCAUUCCUCGCCUCCUCGUGCUAAUCUUAUGCAGUGAAGAACUGUUCUUGUUCAUAUCAUGCUUUUGAAGGCCACUCUCAUUCCCCUUUCUUAGGCGUAGCGUGUUUACUUAGCUGCUGCUGUACAUGUAAGUCAAUUUAUGUGUGUGCAAUAUUGCAUAAUUUAACAUCACCUGAAUAAAUCAUUUUCUAUGGUGUUUGCGUUUUUAAAGACAA